UUAUAUCGAGGCCUAUAAUAUUGCGCGGGAAAAGGUUUAGUUAAAAUGGCGACUUUUCGUGGGAGGACAAAAAGAGCAAAGCUUGAAGUCAGAGGCGAACAUGGCAUUGUUAAUGUUGCCGAACGGUAUCGGCAUUGUUUGCAAAUUUAUAAUAAACCACCUACAGAGGAACUUUCCCUUGAGGAAUUCGAACAGUUUGCAGUUGAACGGCUGAAAGUUCUCAGAGAGAUUGAAAACUUUGGUAUUCGCUUUAAAAGAGACAGUGAUGAAUAUAACAAAAGAAUGAAAGAUCUUUUGAAAGGUUUUCUCCCUGCCGAUUUCUUGGAAGGAAGUGAGAAACGACUUUUGCAUGAAUCAGGAGAUUAUUCUGAUGCAAAAAGAAAAGGCAAAGAAGAAGAAAGGCUACAAAACAGGAGAAAAGAUCACAUCUCACACUUUAUACUGAGGCUUGCCUUUUCAAGAACGGAAGAUUUACGAAGAUGGUUUCUAAAUCAAGAAAUAGAGCUGUUCAGAUAUCGCUUUCAGCAAGAGCCAUCAGAUGAAGUUGAUAGAUUUCUGCAGAUGAAUAAUUUGCAUUACCAAACAAUUUCAGAAGAAGAAAAGAGGGAGAAUUGUGAACAACUCAGAGACUCAGGAUUUGACCUUUCUAACGAAAAAGUCAUGAAUACUGAUUACUAUAAGGUCUAUUUCACAGAAGCAAUUGACCUCAUAAAGGGAAGGAAGGUUUACCUAGCCAAGGGAUUUGCAUACAUACCAAGAGGGGAGUUAGUCUCCAUCAUUUUGAAUGAAUACCGAAGUCAGCUUUCAAAAGCUCUUGUUAUAACUAGCCGACAGCUGCCGUAUUUACAAGAAAAUGAAAGACUGCUGCCAAUGUUAAAAAAUCUAAGCACUGCAUAUAUUGGCGAUUCCUACACAACACGCAAUCCUACAAAUGGUGAUAAAGUCACGCUGGAUCAACUUGAUUCGCUUGCCAAGAUUUCAUACCCAUUAUGCAUGCGACAACUGCAUGAAACUUUGAGGCAGCAGCAUCAUCUAAGGCACUUUGCAAGAUUGCAGUUCGGAUUGUUCCUGAAGGGCAUUGGUUUAACUCUGGAAGAAGCGUUAAUAUUUUGGCGGACAGAGUUUACAAAAGUGAUGGAUGUUGAUAAGUUUGAUAAACAGUACGCGUACAAUAUACGUCACAGUUUUGGAAAAGAAGGAAAACGAGCUUCAUAUACCCCUUACAGCUGUAUGAAAGUCAUCACUGGUAAUCAGCCGGGACCUGGUGACUCUCACGGUUGCCCUUUCAAACAUAGCGAUCCUGAGAUUUUAGCGAAAAAGUUACAAAUGUACAAAGUAUCCAAAGAUGGUAUUGAUGAGAUUAUAAAUUUGGUUAAGGGACAGCACUAUCAAGUUGCGUGCGUGAAAUACUUCGAGAUUUCUCAUAAGGUUUCAGAGGGAUCGCAUAUGAGCAUCAACCAUCCAAAUGGUUACUUUGACGAAAGUGUCAAGGUCUUGAAAAAUAUCAAAACUGGAGAGAAAAAUGAAAUUCAGACAAGGGCUACCCCUUCCUACACAGUUCAACGAGAGUGGACAGCAAACGGACAGAGUAAACCAACGCCAACGCAAGUAAAACCUGAGCCAACAACGAUUGAUGAUGAUGCGGACUUGUUGAAUGAUGAUUUUGAUAUGGAAGGUCUCGAUGACAUGUGA
This is a messenger RNA of Rhopilema esculentum, 1692 nucleotides long. Its product is annotated as DNA primase large subunit. Gene Ontology annotation, cellular component: alpha DNA polymerase:primase complex. The record is from RefSeq and is a predicted model, not a curated record. Lineage: Eukaryota; Metazoa; Cnidaria; Scyphozoa; Rhizostomeae; Rhizostomatidae. Gene Ontology annotation, biological process: DNA replication, synthesis of primer; DNA replication initiation.